AUCAGCUUUUCAACUCCUUCUAAAUUCAUUUAUCAAAACACUUCUAUUACGACCAAAAUCAAAAAACUUAACACCGCCAAUUUCAAUUGUAUCGUCGCUUCAUCAUUUCCCAAAAGGUAUAAAUGGACGAAUAACAAUUUCAUUCAACUGAGUCGUUCAUCUCCCAAAACCGGCAAUUUGCUUCACAAAAUUCGUUCAUCUCCCAAACCAGGAAAAAUAUACUCCUUUACUGAAACUGAACUGCGAAAAUGGAGGAAAGUCGUUCAUCUCCCAAAACUGGCAAUUUGCUUCACAAAAUUCGAGAUUUUACUCGUUCGAUUCUCGUUGAUCUUUGCAAUGGCCGAUCUCCAGUGGUUUUCAUCAAUAAAUUCCGAACAUAUUGCGCGAAUUCCGCUGAAAACUGUUUCUGCCGUUCAAACGUGGCUUUAGGAACAGAAGCACUUACUCUCCAAAGGCAACCACAUGCUCAUAGGAUAGAUGUUCUGCUAAGGGUAUUGCUAAUUGUUCAGCAGCUUCUGCAAGAAAACAAGCAUGCAUCAAAGCGAGACAUAUACUAUACAUACCCAUCCUUAUUUUCAGAUCAGUCUGUUGUAGAACGGGCCAUCAAUGAUGUAUGCAUAAUCCUAGAAUGUAGUCGCCACAACUUGAAUGUAGUUUCAGUUGGGAAAGGGUUGGUGAUGGGCUGGAUAAAAUUUUUUGAAGAUGGAAAAAAAGUUGAUUGCCUAAGUAAUCCUAACACUGCUCAACCCAUUCCUGUCCAAGUUGAAGAAGUUCAAGAUAUCCUCGCUUUUGCUGACUACAUCUUAGUUGUUGAGAAGGAGUCAGUUUUCCAGCGACUAGCGAAUGACCAAUUUUGCAGCUUCAACAGAUGCAUUGUUAUAACGGGACGUGGAUACCCAGAUGUUCCUACUAGAAGAUUCCUGCGCCUCCUCACAGAGAAGUUAUACAUUCCUGUAUAUUGCUUGGUGGAUUCUGAUCCAUAUGGAUUUGACAUCUUAGCCACUUAUCGGUUUGGCUCUCUGGAAAUGGCAUAUGAUGCUGAAUUUCUUCGAGUACCAGAUAUUUGUUGGCUGGGUGCAUUUACAUCUGACUCUGAGAAGUAUGCUCUUCCUUCGCAGUGUUUCCUUCCGUUGACAACUGGAGAUAAGAAGAAAAUUGAAGCAUUGUUAAACAGAUGUUACCUGCAGCAUGAGGAGCCAGAUUGGAGGCUGGAGCUAGAGAGGAUGAAGGAAAACGGUGUUAAGUUUGAGAUAGAAGCAUUGUCUGUUCACUCACUUUCUUUUUUGUCAAAAGAGUACUUGCCUUCAAAAAUUCAUGAUAUGUCCCAAACGGUUGGUUUGAUGAAGUGCUGAUGUACUAUUUUUGCUCCUUGUCUCAAUUCCUGUUGCAUUCAGGCAUGCAAGAUUUGACAUUCCUCUUAAAUUUCGAUUGACUAGACCACUUAUGGGGACCCGACAUAGAAGAACUUGGAUUAUAAUGUAAACCUACAGAAGAUGGUGAAAAAGAAAGCAAUUAAGGAUUUGAAUGGACAAGUAUCAAGAUGUGAUGAAUAUUUAAGCCACCUGUACUAUACGAAGUAAGUAGACGAAUAUGAUACAUAUUUCUUUCAUCUUCUUAACAAUUAAUGUUUCAUGUGCUGAAUAUUAUGUUUUUUCCUCUCCCGUAUCCUAACUUCCGUGGAAAAUCUACUUGUCGAGUCGUUAAUGUUUGAUCAUCUCACUUCAUUAAUGCUGAUGUUCCAUGUUGUGCUGUCUGAGUACAUAUGCUGCGAAUCAAUACAGCAUGGAUGUUCUUUUGCCAUAUUUGUGUAGUUUUAGUGUAUUACUUUACAUAUGAAAGCAUGUUUUAGAGUGCUGGGGCUAGACGUUUAGUUUUUCCUUUUUUUAUAGGGUUGGUUUUAUUUUACUAUAUGAGAAGAUAUACGGCCUCUUUGAGCUUGAUUAGAGAGAUAUCUAAGUUUUGAUACAAUACUAAAAUCUUAAUCCUAAUAAUGUAGGGUCGUAGACAUGACCAAAAAGAAAAUCGACAUCAAAUAUCAUUGCUUAUAUUCUCUUUGCGCAUUCAUUCUCUAACUGAUAAAUUUGUCAUGAGAGUUGAUUGCACACAUGCCAAUGAGGUUUCAUCCUAAAACCAACUGGGAGCGGGAGGAGUUGCUCAUAAAACAUAUGUGUUAGCAUGGUUAUUAAAAUCGCGAUUCUGAUCUACGAUUUACGAUUUUACGAUCAAAAGAUAAGCGAGCGAUUCGAAUCAUAGGUAGAAUCGUAAGUUGGUAGAAUAUUACGAUUCUAAUUAAUAUAAAAUUUGUAGAGGUAGAAUCAUAACACGAUUUUACGAUUUUACACAUUUAUUUUU
Messenger RNA from Amaranthus tricolor (Joseph's coat), 2352 nucleotides. Its product is annotated as meiotic recombination protein SPO11-1. Gene Ontology annotation, biological process: meiotic DNA double-strand break formation; meiotic DNA double-strand break processing; reciprocal meiotic recombination. Gene Ontology annotation, cellular component: nuclear chromosome. The coding region runs from base 249 to 1352 and encodes 367 amino acids. Gene Ontology annotation, molecular function: DNA binding; DNA topoisomerase type II (double strand cut, ATP-hydrolyzing) activity; ATP binding. NCBI's taxonomy places the organism in Eukaryota, Viridiplantae, Streptophyta, Magnoliopsida, Caryophyllales, Amaranthaceae. The record is from RefSeq and is a predicted model, not a curated record. The transcript has 17 exons.